AUGGUCGCCCCGACGAAAUGGCUCGGUGGAUGCGAUGCUUCCGAUGACAUCGACAACGCCGGUUGCAACGGCAAGCUGAUUGGCGCGAGGGUCUUCAGCAAGGGCAUCCAGGCGCAGACCUCCUCCAAGGGUGGCCAGAUGAACCAGACCGUGGUGAACUCGCCGUGGGACUACAUGGGGCACGGCUCACACACGCUGUCCACGGCGGGUGGCGGCUUCGUCCCCGGCGCCAGCGCCUUCGGCCACGGAAUAGGCACGGCCAAGGGCGGCUCGCCGUGGGCGCACGUGGCCUCAUACAAGGCGUGCUACAAUGAGGGCUGCACCAGCCUGGACGUCCUCAAGGCCAUACUCACCGCGGUGGAGGAAGGCGUGGACGUGCUCUCGCUCUCCCUCGGCGAGCCCCGCGCCAUCGACUAUGCUGGAGACGCCAUCGCGAUUGGCACGUCGCUCGCCAUCAGUAAGGGGAUCGUCGUCGUCGCCUCCGCCGGCAACUCGGGGCCACAGCCAGCCACUGUCACCAACGUGGCGCCAUGGAUACUUACGGUCGCUGCGAGCACCAUGGACAGAAUCUUCCAAGUCGAUGUCAUCUUCGGUGCCACUACCAUCCAGGGACAAAGUCUAUCAAACAGCACCCUUGGCAACCAGGAAUAUGAGAUGAUCAGUGGCGAGAAUGCCAAUUUUGAAGAUCAAUCUGCCACCGACUCGGCGAUGUGCUUGCCGGGCUCCCUGGACCCCAGCAAGGUGAGCAACAAGAUAGUUGUGUGCACCAGAGGAGGGGGCACAAUCAGUACAGGGCAGGUGGUGAAGGAGGCCGGCGGCGCCGGCAUGGUCCUCUGUGAAGGCUCCGGCAGCGACAGCAGCAUCAGUGCUGAGCCGCAUGUCAUCCCGGCGGCUCAUUGCUCCUACUCCCAGUGCAGGGAGAUCUUGGACUAUCUCCAGUCCACUACAUCACCGCCGGUGGGUCAGAUCAAAAUUAGGGAGGCGAAGGUGGGCGUGACGCCGUCGCCGAUGAUGGCAGACUUCUCAUCACGCGGGCCCAACACGAUCACUCCCGAGAUCCUCAAGCCUGACAUCACCGCGCCAGGCGUGAGCGUGAUCGCCGCCUACAGCCAAGGUGUCUCGCCAACCGGCCGGUCUUUCGACGACCGCCGUGUCCCUUACACCGUGCAGUCCGGCACCUCCAUGGCGUGCCCUCACGUAGCGGGCGUCGCUGGCCUGCUCAAGGCGACAUACCCAAACUGGAGCCCCGCCAUGAUCAAGUCCGCCAUCAUGACCACCGCAACCACCGGUGCCAAUGAUGGCAGCGGGAUCCGGGACAAGAUGGGCACGGCCGCCACGCCGUUCAACUAUGGGUCGGGCCACGUGAACCCGGUCAGGGCCCUUGACCCGGGCCUGGUGUAUGACACUACGCCGCGGGACUACGCCAACUUCAUCUGCUCACUGAGGCCCACCAGCACCGAGGGCCUGUUGCCGACCUCCCCCCCUCUCCCACUUUCAGACUUGCUCAUCCCUCUACUCCUCGGCGCCGACGCCGACCCCUUUGAGUGUAGCCAGCUGGGCGGGGUCGACGGCCCGGAGAAUCUCAACUACCCGUCCAUCGCCACCACCUGCCUGCCCGUCUCCGGCAGCGUCACUGUGAAGCGCAGGGUGAAGAACGUGGGCGGCGGGGCGCCCACGUACACGGCCAGUGUCACGGAGCCGGGCGGGGUCAGGGUCACGGUGCAGCCCAGCACACUGAGCUUCGGUGGUGAGAUCGCCGAGGAGGAGAAGGACUUCACGGUGAUGCUCGAGGUGCACGACGCUGCCGUGGCCGCUGACUACGUGUUCGGCGGCAUCGAGUGGUCGGACGUGGACGGGGGGCAUCGCGUCUGGAGCCCCAUCGUUGCCACCACCAAGUGCGGCUAG
This is a messenger RNA of Triticum turgidum subsp. durum (durum wheat), 1905 nucleotides long. The record is from the annotation of a GenBank genome assembly. Lineage: Eukaryota; Viridiplantae; Streptophyta; Magnoliopsida; Poales; Poaceae.